Closterium sp. NIES-67 is the source of this 2907-nucleotide messenger RNA. Lineage: Eukaryota; Viridiplantae; Streptophyta; Zygnematophyceae; Desmidiales; Closteriaceae. The record is from the annotation of a GenBank genome assembly.
GGGAGGAGGGAGGGGGGGGAGUGUGAGUGAGAAGGCGACGAUGAGGGAGCAGUGGUUUGCGCUGUCUGAGCGGCUUCAGAUGAGCCCCUUCUCUGCCGUCGCCACCAAGCUGCAGAUGCACCUGCCCCUGCACGCCACGCUCGCCGCGCUCUUCCUCGCCUGCCACUACCUGCGCCUGCCGCUCCUCCCCACCGACAUCUGCCACCUGGCGCUCGCUGGUUCACUGCCGUACCUGUCGGCGUGGCGCCAGCUGCCGCCCUUCCAGGGGUACCCCUCGUCCGUGCCGCCCGCGUCGCUGUUCCGCCCGCUGGCCCUGUCGUCCGCGCGCCUGCUGGAGCUGCUGGCGGCGUCAGGCGCCGCUGCCAUCGGGCUCGCCCUGCCGCCCGUCAACUUCCGCCUCCUUGGGGAGCGCUUUCUGGAGGAGCUGCACCUGCCACUGCCUCUCUUCGCCCCUUUCCUCCACCGCCUCUUCGACCUCCUCUGCCCCUCGCCCUCUCUCCCCUCCUCCCCAUUCUCCUCCUCCCUGCUGCCGCGUUUCCACCUGGCGGCGCGCCCCUCUGCCUGGCCCACGCGGCUGUACGUCAUGGCGGCGGUGCUCACCUCCCUCAAGCUCGCCCUCGCCAUCGGCUCCUGGCCGUCCCUCAAUGCCGCCGCCUCCACCCCCCCCUCCUGCGCUUCCCCUGCUGCGCCGCACACCCCCGCUGUAUCUGCCAGUCCGCACACCCCCGCUGUAUCUGCCAGUCCGCACACCCCCGCUGUAUCUGCCAGUCCGCACACAAGGUCGCUAACUGGUGCAUCUGGGCAUCCCGGCUCUGUGGCAGCAGCAUCAACAGCAGCGGCACCACCACCAUCACCUCCAGCAGUGGCAGCAGUGGCAGCUGCAGGCGGCGCGGGGGUUGCGGGUGCUGUGUGUUCAGCCGCUGCUGCUGCCCCUCGCGCCACAGUGUCGCUGGCACGGGGCGCUGUGUCGGGGUGGCAGCACAUGGUGGCACAGCGCAGGGCAGCGCAGGGGAAGGUGCAGGCGAGGGAAGGCGAGGGGCGUGGGGAUGAGGGGGGAAUGGUGGCGAGGGAUGGGCGUGGGGGUGGGGAGGAGUGGGACGUGCAGCGGGUGCUCAAGGCAGUGGAGGGCAGCCGGCAGCAGCUGCUGCAGCUGCAGACGCAGACAGCCGCACAGGGGGGCAGGGGCAGGACAGCGGGAGGGGGGGCGGAUGGAGCAGCAGGGCGAGCCCCCCUCCUCCUCCGGCACUACCUGGACCACUGCCAGCGGCACCUGUUUGCCCCCGACGCCACGCGCGGCGCCGACACGUCGUCACUUGACAGAGAGCUGAGGGCGCACCUGCACGCCGUCUUCCACGCCCGCUACCCCACUGGGGGUGAGGCGCACGCAGACGGAGACGAGGCGGCGCCAGGGCGCGGCAGGGAGGGAAUGGAGGGGUGGAGGAGGGAGGCGACGGAGAUAGCGACAGGUGGUGCCGGUGGGGGGACGGAGGAAAGAGCAAGGGAGGAUGGAGGGACGGAGGGGGGGGAGGAGGUGAGGGGGAGGGGCGAGGGCGGCAAGUGGUUCCCGGUGCGCGUGGAGGACGUGGAGGCCGACAUGCGGCGCUGCGACUUUGUCAUGGCGCCCGCCCUGCCGCAGCCCCUACGAGGCAGCGAGGUGGUGUACUACGAGCGCCCCAAGGCGCGGAUGCCAUUUCUCGAGGCCCACGCCGACCUCUUCGUGCUGCUGCGGGCCGCCGCCAGGGUGGCGCGGGUGCACGUGAGGGCGCUGCACUUGUGCAUGAUGGAGGUGGAGGAUGCGCUGGUGGGGGUGGAGGCACGGCUGCAAGCUAACAACACUUGACCAGUGGAUGGGUGUGCGUGUGCUGGUGGAGGCAGGGCAGCAGGGUGCACGUGAGGGCAAGGGCACGGCACUUUUGUGUCUUGUUUGCCAUGGAGGUAAAAUAUCCGCCUAUGAGGGUCGAUGACGGCGGCAAGGUUUCUAGGAGACGGGGCUGCGAGCGGCGAGGCGGCAGGGUUAGCUAGGCGGGGAGGUGACGGGGCCUGCUAGGCUACGGGGCCGGCUGAGGGACGGGGCCGGCUAGGAGACAGGGCUGGCUGUGCAACGGGGCCGGCUAGGCGACGGGGCCGGUUAGGCGACAGGGCCGACCGGGCGAAGGGGUCGGCUGGGCGACAGGGCCUGCUAGGCGACGGGUUCAGCUAGGAGGCGGGGCCAGCUAGGAGGCAAGGCCGGCUGGGAUAUGGGGCCGGCUAGGUGACGGGGCCGGCUUGGCGACGGAGCCGCCUAGGCGACGAGGCCGGCUAGGCAGCGGGGCCGGCUAGGAGUCGGGGCCGCCUGGGCUACGGAGCCGGCUAGGCAACAUGGCCAGCUAGGCGACGGGGCCUGUUGAACGGCGGGGCCGGCUAGGCGACGGGGAUGGCUGGGCGACGGGGUCGACAAGGCGACGGUGGCCGGCUGGGCGACGGGGCCUGCUAGGCAACGGCGUCAGCUAGGAGGCGGGCCCGGCAAGGAGGCGAGGCCAGCUGGGCUACGUGGCCGGCAGGGCGACGGGGCCGACGAGGCGACGGGGCCAGCUGGGCCACGGGGCCGGCUGGGCGACGGGGCUGACUAGGCGACGGGGUCAGCCAAGAGGCGGGGCUGAUAUGUUGGACAGUACUCUCUAAGAGCAUACACCUAUUCUAGCCUUUAACUUCUACAUGCAAAUGUAGGUAUAAGUUGUCACACCCCCUAGGCUAGAUAAGGGGUAGGGCUGAGCAAGAAGCACACAGCUCAGGGUGGUACUACUAGUUCAACCACUGAGAUUGGGGUCCGAAGUCCAGUCAGCAAGAGUACAAAUAAGACACGAGCAAACCAGGGCGGCACUACUAGUCCGACAACUGGAAGAGGAACCACAAGGCCAGUCUGAGAGA